UGUGGAGGGGGAAUAAAAGGAGUCAACAGCCUGCCAAGAACGUUUCAGAGAUCUGCAGCAGAAUGCAUGCGCAGAAUGACUAUUGAAAAUUAAUUCUUAACAGUCAGAUUGGCUGGUGUCAUCUCAUGAGAAUGGUGAUAAGAGAACUUGACAGAUGCUGUUAUAUGUAUGGUAAAUACCUGCUGCUGAUCCCAGAUGGAAUCUGAACGACAUCUCUCUCCCACAGACACCACCAGGGCAGCACUAAACCACAACCAUCACAAAGAGCUUCUCCAGACGGGCAGGAGAGGAGCAGGAGGACACGGGCCCUGAGAAACACUGAGCACUGAGGAACAGAGAUGAGCACCCGUGUCACAAAACCAUCCAAUCAGAGCGCAGGGGUUACCAAACCAGCCAAUCAGAGAACAGGGGUCACCAAACCAGCCAAUCAGAUAGCAGGUGUCCCCAAACCGGCCAAUCAAAACGCAGGGAAAAUGAAAACAGCAAUUCAGAAGAAUGCGUACGCGCCUGUGAAGAUCGACCCAGACAGUGACUACAUGACGCCGGGGGCCUUUGAGCUGGAGCAGCUGUUCCGGACGGUUGGAGGGGCAGAGUACACACACGUCAACGAGGUCUGGCCCCGUGUCUUCAUCGGUGAUGAGAAAACUGCUCUGGAGCGCCCCCAGCUGGAGGCCAUGGGUAUGACGCACAUCCUGAACGUGGCAGAGGGGAAGUGGAAUAAUGUGGCCACCGGUGCCAGGUUCUACCGCGGCAUGAACGUCCGGUACUACGGCAUCGAGGCCGAGGACAUGCCCACCUUCAACCUCGCAGAGUUCUUCUACCCUGCUGCUGACUUCAUGCAUCAAGCACUCAACCACCCAGAGAGUAGGCUGCUGGUCCACUGCGUGAUGGGGCGAAGUCGUUCGGCCACACUGGUCCUGGCGUACCUGAUGAUCCACGAGCGUCUGAGCGUGGUGGACGCCAUCACACACGUCAGACACAGACGCUGCGUGCUGCCCAACCGCGGCUUCAUCAAGCAGCUCAGGGCGCUCGACAUCACGCUGCAGCAGGAGAGACACUCUCAGAGGAUCAGAGCCACAGACACACAACAGAAGAGUGUGAGAGACAGAGGGAGAGAGAGAGGGAGGAGAAUGAUA
Messenger RNA from Clupea harengus (Atlantic herring), 1136 nucleotides. Its product is annotated as dual specificity phosphatase 29-like. The record is from RefSeq and is a predicted model, not a curated record. Lineage: Eukaryota; Metazoa; Chordata; Actinopteri; Clupeiformes; Clupeidae. Gene Ontology annotation, cellular component: cytoplasm. Gene Ontology annotation, molecular function: protein tyrosine/serine/threonine phosphatase activity; MAP kinase phosphatase activity. Gene Ontology annotation, biological process: protein dephosphorylation; negative regulation of MAPK cascade.